AGAGAUUGAGUGUUAUGUCCACUAACUUGUACCUCCUGCAAAGGACUUUGAAAUUCGUUGAAGAAAUUGCCAUAUAAGCGUAGUGACCAAGUCAAUAACCGUCGGUAACUUACGUUUAUCCUAAGCCUGAUGAAUUGCGUGAUGAGUGAGAAUGAAUUUGGUAAAAUGUUCACAGCCAUGUCUGUACGUUGCGUGCUGAUUAUCCUGAUAGUAAACUUGAAAGUAGCAGAAUGCCACAGUGUCUGUUCUAAAGAUUCUUGCUACGAGUUUAAGAAAGAGAAAAAACCAUGGAAAGAUGCCAGAAACGCUUGUAAAGAAAAGAGAGGCGACCUAGUUUCCAUUGAAACUGAAGAGGAGUGGGAUUUUAUGAAAGGCAUGAUUCAAAAUCAGACUGCAAAGGUGUGGUUUAUUGGCUUGGAAAAAAGGGCUGGUAGUUGGACCUGGGUGAGUGGAAGACCACUAACCAUUUGUAACUGGAAAAAAAAUAAGUCAGCUGGAAAUGGAAGAGUGGCUAAAUUAGAAAAAGAGAACUGGACCUUUGUUCGUGGUGGAGGAAAAAAAAAUAGAUCUUUUAUUUGUGAAACUGCAAAAGGUAAGACAACAAACAGAGACUAAUAGAGCUUCUGACGAUCAAAAUCCAGCUUUCUGUCGAUUUCUGCUUCGGAAUGAAAUAGUAUUGAGUAGGUGAGAUACUGACUACAGCAUGCAUU
This is a messenger RNA of Stylophora pistillata, 710 nucleotides long. RefSeq lists its product as uncharacterized. Gene Ontology annotation, cellular component: plasma membrane. Gene Ontology annotation, molecular function: G protein-coupled receptor activity. The record is from RefSeq and is a predicted model, not a curated record. Lineage: Eukaryota; Metazoa; Cnidaria; Anthozoa; Scleractinia; Pocilloporidae. Gene Ontology annotation, biological process: cell surface receptor signaling pathway; G protein-coupled receptor signaling pathway.